Messenger RNA from Larimichthys crocea (large yellow croaker), 1963 nucleotides. Its product is annotated as F-box only protein 6. Gene Ontology annotation, cellular component: SCF ubiquitin ligase complex; cytoplasm. The transcript has 6 exons. The record is from RefSeq and is a predicted model, not a curated record. Bases 357 to 1187 code for a protein of 276 amino acids. Gene Ontology annotation, biological process: SCF-dependent proteasomal ubiquitin-dependent protein catabolic process; ERAD pathway; glycoprotein catabolic process. NCBI's taxonomy places the organism in Eukaryota, Metazoa, Chordata, Actinopteri, Sciaenidae. Gene Ontology annotation, molecular function: ubiquitin protein ligase activity; protein binding.
GCAAUAUCGAGUUCAGUAUACCGGAAGUUUUUUUCAUUCCUGACAGCUUGCUGAUAAUACUCGGGAAACACUGACACUGUCCGAGCUUUGCAGUGAGUCACGCAGAGAAAAAAAGACUUUCUCCAGCUUCACUUUCGCUGUUUUCGCGUUUCGGUUAUGGCGACCGAGGGCGGCCGUGUGCGUAUUUUCGGUGCGUAAAGAUCAGCUGCUAGCUCUGGGCGGCUGUUGCAGCGACAUCAUACGCGUCAUUUCUCACAUAUGCGUCUUCUCUUGUGAGGGAUAAAACAGGUUGAGUCUGUUUAAGCAGUAAGUGCUUCAGUCGUAUCGUCACCGGGCCUGGGUUUUUCCCCCCCGGCAUGAAGAGGAAAGCCGUGGUCAUGGGUGCAUCUCCGAGCUCUCAAUCAGCCUCAAAGCGGACUUCAUUCUCGGCUUCAGAUGAAGACUCUUUCUCAGUUCCUCUGGACAUCCUGGAGGAGAUCUUCCUGAAUCUUCCUCCUGAUGACGUGGUUCAUAUUUGUCGGUUGGUGUGCCAUCAAUGGAAAGAAGAAGCCGACAGCGAGUCUCUCUGGAGAGAAAGGUGCAGAAGAGAAGGGUACCGCCUCCGUGACGCUUCCAAAACACCCAAAGACUGGAGGUUGUUUUACUUCUUGUGCAAUAAGAGGAGAAAUCUUCUCAAGAAUCCGAGAGCAGAACAAAACAUGAAGAAUUGGCAACUAUUGCAAAAUGGUGGUGAUAAGUGGAAAGUAGAGGAAGUGAUGGCGCCACAUCCAAACCAGACCGUCCGGAAGAACUUUGUGACUUCUUACAUGAUGUGCACUAAGUCGCAGCUGAUUGAUUUAGAAAUGGAAGGUUACAACCGCAUGUUCAUGGACGACUACCAGCCGGACAUCAAAAUAACCGAUUGGUAUGCACCGCGACACGAUUGCGGGUGUGAAUAUGAGAUCGAGGUGGAGUUGCUGAAUCAAAAAAAGAAAACAAUUGUAAAAUUUGCUCCCGAAACCGUUUACUUCGAACAGUGGAGCGAUCGGAAAUGGAAACAGGUGACCCAUGUAUUUCGAAACUACGGACCAGGAGUGAGGUACAUCCGGUUUACCCACGGAGGAAAAGACACACAGUUCUGGGCAGGAUGGUAUGGUAUUCGUGUUACCGACAGCAGCGUUGAGAUUUGUCCAGCAACGGACACAUAACUCUUUAAGAUUCAUCUAAUGCCUGCUUCGUGCCUUCUGCCUGAAAUAAUACACUUGCACCAAAACUUAUUUGCCUUAUAUAAUCUGUAGUUAUGUUAAACAGUAAAGGAACAUUUAUUCGGGAAUAAAACUGAGUAUUGGUUGUCAACAGUUUUAUUUAUUAACCGUAGCUUUUAUGCCGCACCUUGAGAAGAUUAAAGUCGUACGGUAGAGCAGAACUAAAAGGUUGUAUUUGGCCUAACACAGGUGGAGUUAAAUGUUAAAAAUGCUGUUGCUGCUCUUACAGAGAGCAUUUCAAAUCUUUCCCCGCUUCAAUUUUAAUAUUACCUCUUACUGCAGCUAGAUGAAAGUACAGUUCACAGGUAGGUACCCACUUUUCCUGAAGAGCCUCACACACAAAUACCUUUUCAGUAAUUUGUUUUAGCACCAAAGGGAUUCACACUCAACAGCCAUAUCACAAUCAGUUCUUAGGCUCACAGUAAAUUUAAUCAUUAUUUGUCAAGACCACCAACUGGUCAUGGAAAUGGUUAGGACAAAGUGCCAUUUAUGUUUGCUUUACUGUGGUAUUCAUUGAAAGGUAGGGUGAUAACACGUGACGUUAUGUGAAGUCAUCAGUUCAUAUUGUAAUAUUAUUUCUGACGUCAAUGAUAAAGGCUAACAGGUUGAUCUUUCUAUUAUAAGACUACAGUUGCACUAAUCAGCCUGUAAUAUUAUUUGCACUGCUCUGUAAUAUGUAAGUUGUGACGAUGGAGAAUUGUAAUAAACUGUUAUUUGUU